AUGGCGGCAGGGGAGGCAUUGAGCAGGGCCCGGUUAGUGGCCAAGGCCCUCAGAGCUCACAAUAUUGAAUACAUGUUUGGCAUUGUUGGUAUUCCAAUCACUGAAAUCACAGUUGCAGCCCAAGCAGUUGGAAUUAAAUACAUAGAAAUGAGAAAUUAACAAGCUGCCUGUAACGCUGCAUCUGCUGUUGGAUAUUUGACUGGCAGGCCAGGAAUAUGUCUGGUAGUGUCUGGUUCAGGUUUUUUAUACGCACUUGGUGGGAUGAACUGUUGGCCUUUGAUUGUUAUUAGAGGGUCUUUUGACAGAAAUAAGGAAACCAUGGGAGCUUUCCAAGAAUUUCCACAGAUUGAAGCUGGAAGGCUGUACAACAAACUCUCUGUCCACCCAAGCAGCCUAGAAGUUAUUCCUUUUGUUAUUGAAAAGGCUGUAAGAACCAGCAUGUAUGGUUGUCCAGUUUCCUACUAUAUUGACAUACCUGGGGAUUUUGUGAAAAUUGAGGUGAACAAGAGCUCUGUCAACUAUGUAGAAUGCUGCCCACCACCUCCAAUCAGCAUGGCUGAACACUCUGCUGUAUCCAAGGCAGCAUCUAUCAUUGCUCAUGCCAAGCAGCCUCUGUUAAUCACUGUCAAAAGUGCUGCUUAUUCAAAUGAUGGAAACAACAUUAGAAAGUUGGUGGACCUUUGUGGACUGUCUUUUUUGCCUACACCAAUGGCAAAAGGAGUAGUUCCUGAUAACCAUCAAACGUGUGUAGCUGCAGCAAGAUCCACAGCAUCAGCAGCUGAUGUAGUCAUCUUGCUUGGUGCAAGGUUGAACUGGAUUUUGCAUUUUGGUCUUCCACCAAGGUUUCACAGACAAGAUGUAAAGGUUAUUCAGAUUGAUAUUUGUGCAGAAGAGCUGGGGAAUAAUGUGAGACCAGCUGCAAUUUUAUUAGGUGACAUAAAUGCCGUGACUAAGCAGCUUUUAAAUAAUUCAGAAUUUCAGGGUCCUGACUUGGCUCGUUUCCAGGCCAGUAUUCCUCGAAAUCAAAAACUCAUCCAGGGCAUGGUCACUGCAGCCCAGACUGCCUCCAAUCUUGACCUCUUUAAUGCGCUCUUCCGUGUUGGUGAGCACCAGGUCAAGUAA
This is a messenger RNA of Cygnus olor (mute swan), 1122 nucleotides long. RefSeq names its product 2-hydroxyacyl-CoA lyase 1-like. Gene Ontology annotation, biological process: fatty acid alpha-oxidation. Gene Ontology annotation, molecular function: thiamine pyrophosphate binding; magnesium ion binding. Gene Ontology annotation, cellular component: peroxisome. NCBI's taxonomy places the organism in Eukaryota, Metazoa, Chordata, Aves, Anseriformes, Anatidae. The record is from RefSeq and is a predicted model, not a curated record.